CCAACAGGUGGGCUGUUCUCAGAAGCAGCGCGCUAAUCACACUGCGCCGCUGCGCUUUUAGCUUUCGCUUGGAAACGCGUCAGCUAGCGGAGUUAACUAGUUUUCGGUUCACUUUGUUCGAUGAAAAAAGACGCUUAGCAUUUUAGCUAGGUCGCUUAUUAGCUAGUCUGUUACAUCAUGGCGGCUGUUCGCAGUUUGCGGGUUUCUGUGAAACACGAAAGCGCGUCGGAUCAGUCAGACUCUGACUCGGACUCGGACCGGAAUAUUCGUGAAGCCGAACCCAUGGAGGUAGAAGAGGGAGAACUUGCCCUGGAAUCCAUUUCUGUUCGCCGAAGUUUAAAGGAAUUGUUACCGGACACAAGCCGGCGAUAUGAAAACAAGGCGGGAGCUUUUAUUACGGGCAUCGAUGUAACAUCCAAGGAAGCAAUUGAGAAAAAGGAAAAGAGAGCGAGGCGAUUUCACUUCCGUGCAGAGGACAAUGUCACUCAGAGGAACGUGGUGCUGGACAGAGAGCUUAUAAAAAAAGCAAUUCCUAAGAUCCGACUGGAGGCCUUACAUUUGAGCGGUGUGGAUGACCUGAGCACCCAGGAUGUGUUUAGCUUCUUUCAAGAGUAUCCUCCAGCACAUAUCGAGUGGAUUGAUGAUACAGCAUGUAAUAUAGUUUGGCUGGAUGACAUAACUUCAACCCGAGCUCUGAUUAACAUGAGCCGGAUGCCUGACAAAGACGACACUAACACUGCUGACUCCAAAACAACUGACCUUCCAGUCCAAGAAGAGAGAGUGAGGCAGGAUCAUGGCUCGGAUGAAGAAGAAGGGGAGGUUGAUGAUGAGGUGGUGAAGGCAGACAAAAGCAGUGAAGACAGUGAAGGAAAAGCCAGUGACAGUGAGGAGGAAACAGAGAAAAAAACAACACAGGAAACUUCCCAUACAGACGAACUGUCUCAGGCAGAGCAUGAGUCUCUGCUCCGCAAUGACCUGCGUCCCAUGACCAAAUCCUUGAAAGGCAACAAGCUGUUCCUUCGUUUUGCCACACAUGAUGAUAAAAAGGAGCUUGGUGCUGCGAGACGAAGUCGCUACUAUAUGAAAUAUGGCAAUCCAAACUAUGGGGGAAUGAAGGGCAUCCUGAGUAAUUCUUGGAAACGUAGGUAUCAUACACGGAGAAUCCAACGUGAUGUUCUAAAGACCAAAAAGUCCUUAAUCGGAGACAGUAUGGGACAUACUCCACCAUAUACACACAGACAUUCAGCUGAUCUGGUGAAUCUACCAGAGGAGCCUAUUGAAGAAGAAGAAGAGGAAGAAGAGGAUGGAGAGGAAGACAUGGACGCUGAUGACAGAGUUGUAGAGUAUAAAGACAGGGAAAGAGGGGCACAACCUGGAGAAGGGAGCCUCCGUAGACGUCUGGGGGGCUCGUUCUCCGAGUCCUCAGAUUCAGACGAAAUGGACUAUGACCUAGAGCUGAAGAUGAUCUCAACACCUUCACCUAAAAAAAGCAUGAAGAUGACCAUGUAUGCAGAUGAGGUUGAAAGUAACCUCAAGACCAUCAGAAAUUCCAUUCGGAGUGACUCCGGUUCAUCUAGUAGCGGUAUACGUAGUCGCAUUGGUAGUGGUGUGAGCAAACCUACAUCAGAAAAAGUGACAGAUGUCAGGCAGUUACUGGAGGAGAAAAGACAAGGACUUUCACAAACGAGGACAUGCCCCCCUGUGGCCUCCACUGGAAAGACAGAUGUGAGACAGAGGUUGGGGAAGAGGCAGCACUCUCCAGAAAGGCACCGCUCUGUCUCUCCUGUCCCUCCUAGAAACACAGCCGCUCGUAGAGAGCCACUUACUGACGUUCACAGCAGACUCGGGACAACUAAACAUGAAUCACGGGGCCUCUACUCAGAGCCCACCAAGGACAAAAAGUCAGGUGGUCUGUGGAGCCGACUGGGGCCGUCAAAUAAAGAGAGCCAAAGCGAUGGCAAGUUGUCUGCCAGACUAGGAAAAGCACCUUCCUCACGUGGGAGCAGGCAGCGGGAUGACUCGGACGGGGUCGAUGAUUCUGAGGAUGAAGAUGACGAUUCACAGCUGCAAAAAAUGUGGGGGGCGAUGAUCAAGCAGAAGGAGCAACGGUCCAACAAAAUGAAGAAAAGCCGGCUGGACAACCUUCCAUCACUUCAGAUUGAGAUCAGCCGGGACAGCAGCAACGGCUCCGACAGUGACACUUGAGAUGGAACAGGAGACGUAAACUAGAGAGAUAAGGAGGAAACGAGAGAAAAUAAAAUGCUGCUGACUUGUUGAAAAGAAACUUGCAAGUAGUUAGCUUCACUAUCCAGCCCUAGUCCGUACAUGGAUCCUGCCAACAUCCUUUCUUGUUCUCUCUCUGAAUGCACCUAACACACAUGACUCACACUCCUCUGCCAAAAGAGAGAGAAAAUCUAGUCUAAAUAAGGGUCCUUGAUUAAGAAAUGUAGUUUGAGCCUUUCUUUAUAAAGAAGCAGUUUGUAAUUUUUAAAACCCUUUGCUGACUGUGGGGCAAAUUUCUUUUGCAAUGAAAAUGCUAACAAGCAUACACCUUCCACUGCAUGGCAAUAUUGCAAAGUAGUUUUUUUCUUUAUAAUUGUAUUAUUUGUACAGGUCUAAAAAGCAUUUAGAAACUACAAGCUGCACCUUUAUAAGAUUAGGAUUGUUUGCUGUAUGUACAAGACCCAUGUAUGUUGUAUGGCGAUGCACCAGGUUGAGAAUAAUGUUACAUCUAAAACAGCAAUGUCUCUAGAAAAUACUUUUCAUAAAUAUAUUGUCAUUAGCAACAGGUAAUGCUGCCAUCUCACAGAUCCUGAACUCCUGGUUUCCCACAGGUUUUCCUUUUUCUUCUCAAAAACUUUCCACUUAGUGGACUGAUUAAUCUAAUCUACUCCUACUGUUGCCCUUGACCAGGAUAAAAUGUUUACAGCUAAACUACAGCUAAAUAAAUGAAUCAUGUUUGAUAUUAAGAAUGCUAAAACUGAUAUCUAAAAAUAGAUUUUUGUAGUUGGGAAUUGUGUUGGGAUUUACAGAUUAAUUCACUGGUGCAUACCAUACAGAUCAGGGGUAGAUAAUUAGGCUGGAGAACCAGAGUCCAGUGAACUUUGGUGGUUUUUCUGUUUACUCUCUAAGCAAAGUAAGAGAAACAACAUACUGUAGCUGGAUUCUGACUCUCCACUACAACAUCAUCAUGUGCAUCAAUGACAGAGGUGCAGACACUAGGUACAGCAACACCCAUGUUGAUUGGUGCCGUGGUGCAAAUUUGGGACUGAAGAUUCACCAUAUCAUAGCCAAUAAUUCAGAUUUUUUUAAAAAAAAAGUUCUACAUUCCCAUACAGUAUGUGGUCAAAUAGCUCAACAAGCAAUGAAAUGUAUUGUAUGUGCAAAUAAACAUCUUUUUACAUAA
Messenger RNA from Tachysurus vachellii, 3406 nucleotides. It is a transcript of the gene ncbp3, whose product is annotated as nuclear cap binding subunit 3. The transcript is spliced from 13 exons. Gene Ontology annotation, cellular component: nucleus; cytosol. Gene Ontology annotation, molecular function: mRNA binding; RNA 7-methylguanosine cap binding. The record is from RefSeq and is a predicted model, not a curated record. Lineage: Eukaryota; Metazoa; Chordata; Actinopteri; Siluriformes; Bagridae. Bases 178 to 2205 code for a protein of 675 amino acids.